Messenger RNA from Orcinus orca (killer whale), 6755 nucleotides. It is a transcript of the gene C19H17orf113, whose product is annotated as chromosome 19 C17orf113 homolog. The record is from RefSeq and is a predicted model, not a curated record. The transcript has 2 exons. The coding region runs from base 3022 to 5049 and encodes 675 amino acids. Lineage: Eukaryota; Metazoa; Chordata; Mammalia; Artiodactyla; Delphinidae.
AGUCGCAGCAUGUGCAAAGGUUCUGGCGAUGGGACUGUGGCACUCUGGAGGAAGAGAAGGUCAGUGUAGCUGGAAGGGGAGGGAGGCACAAGUGGCUCCCAGAGAGGUCAGCAGUGCCUGGGCAUUUGAUAGAUCUUGAAAGGGAUUCUGGUGCUGGCCUCAGAGCAAUGGGCAGUCAUGGAGGGAUUUUAAGCUGUAUGUUUUAAAAAGCCCCCUCUGGCUACUGAGAGUCUCUGACCCCAGACAGGGGUAAGAGUGGAGACCCAGAGUGCCAUCGGGAAGCAACUGCCGUAGUCCAAGCAAGAGAUGAUGGUGGCCUGGACAGGGAAGGUGGCAGUGGCAUGGAGAGAAGGGAUGACUUAGAGGUAGAUCGUAGAGGUGGAAUCAACAGGACCUGUGGACAGACCAGGUCCUGAUGCGGAAGAGAGUGGGGGUUGGGUGGGCAGUUUUCCAGCCGGAGCAGCUGGGUGGGAGAAAGGGCCUUUUUCCUGAGCGGGGCAGCCUGGGAGAGGAGCAUAUUUUGUAGGGACAGAUACAGGAGAGAUCUGUUUAGAAAAGCCAGGAAGGCAGUUGGAUGGAAAGGUGUGGUGCCCAGAGGAGGGUCCUGUAGAGAUGGUUCUGAGCUCUUGGGACAGUUUGAGAUAGGGAAGAAGAGGAUGAGAUGACAUCAGAGGAGUGGCUGACGGGAGCAAGGAAAACCAGGGGCUGUGGUGUCCUGGAAGGCAAGAGAAAAGUGUGUUUCAGGGGGGUGUGAUGAGCAAUACCAACUGCCACUCAGAGUCCAGGGGAAGAGGACCAGCAAGGUUCACCCACCUCUGGCAACAUGGAGUGCUUCUCCUUACACUGAAUGGGCUACCCGUGGAAUUCUACUCAUCUGCCUUUACUCUACCUACCUACUAAGCGCCAGGUUCCACACAGGGCGCUGGGUGUAAUAUCAGGUGGGCAAGACAGUCACUGCUUUCUCAGAGUUUAGAAUCAGCUAAACCAACAGCCUCAGAAACAGGAAGUUGUUGGGACUUCCCUGGCGGUCCAGUGGUUGGGACUUCGCCUUCCAGUUCCGGGGGUGCAGGUUCAAUCCCUGGUCAGGGGAGCUGGGAUCCCGCAUGCCUCCUGGCCAAAAAACCGAAACAGAAGCAAUAUUGUAACAAGUUCAGUGAAGACUUUGAAAAUAGUCCACAUCAAAAAAAAUCUUUAAAAAAAAAAAGAAGCAAGAGGUUGUUUCAUAUAGCCAAAAUAAUCCUUUCGUUCUUUUAAACAACCAGCUUUUGCUGAGAGCCAUCUGCGUGCCCAGUCCUGUACAGGGACGUAGAGGUACAAAAAUGAACAGAUGUGAUCUUGACCUUCCAGGAACCAAGUACAGAGAUACGUAGAGCAUCCCUGCGUUCACCAUACUGUGUUACAAAGACUCAUCCACGGGGAAUUAUGGGAGAAUAGAGGACAGGUACCAGCCCAGGUUCGGGGCGGGGGGAAUUAGGGUGGCAGAGGGGAUGCCUGAGCUGCUCUCCAGGUAUGAAUGGGAAAUAGCCAGGGAAAGAGGAGGGAUAGGGAGUUCCAGGCACAGGGGAUGGAGGCAGGAGCAGAAAAUAACAGUAACGUGUGUGGGACGUGGGAAGCCUUUGGAGCUGGCUGAGCAGACAGGAGUGGGAAGGCUCUGGAGGUGUCCAGAGGCUGGGGGGGGUCUCGCUGGCUCACGGUGAGGUAUGUAGACUUAGGCAAUGGACACCACCAGAGAGGCGGAAGCAGGGCAGUGACACAGUGGGAUCUGUGUGUGGCCUUGCUCUCUGGCCGUUACGUGAGGUAUGAAUGUGGUGGAACAAAGGCAGAGGCGGAAGCCGCUGCGUAAUCCAGGUGAGACGGUGCAGGCCAGGGUCUCAGCAUGGCCUGUGGAGUCAGGGGGACUUGGGUUCUAAUUCCACCUCAGCCACUUACUGCUUGGCGCACCUCGGGCAAGUCACUUAAAGCUCCCGAGCUUCAGUUUCCUCCUGUCCAAAGUGAGGAUGAUAGCAUCCUCAGAGAGUACUUGCAAGAGUAAUCUUGGUCUCCUGAUGGGGUCACCCCAGUCCUUAGCACAGGGCCUGAGUCAGUUCGCACUCGGUAAAUGGUAGUUACCGCUGUUGUUCUCAGUAACCAUGGAGGGGAGGGGCAGGUGUGAGAGAUAAUGAGGAAGCAGAGGUGGCAGGUCUUGGCCAUCAGCUGGACUCCUCAUCCUCGCCUCGCGCCUGGCGUGGUGGUGGAGUGAGGGAGGUAGAGGCAACCAGCUGGCUGCCUUUAGUCUGGAACCCAGCCCCCGCUUCUGGGCUACCCUUCCCAGAACCGCACAGCUGGUGUGUGUGUGAGCGUGCCCACGCGCGUGUGUAGGGAAGGGAGCUCCAGAGGAAACAAAUCCCAUUCCUCAGUCCUGUGGCUCUGGGAGCUCAGCUUCGUGCUAACUUCCUUCUGUUGACACAAAUGACUGUGGCCUGAUGGUACCAGUUAUCCUUUGGGCGAGGAGCCAGGAUUCAGCCCCGAGUUAUUCGUGAGCCCUGAGAACCAGCGCUGUCUCGGGAUUAUACAGUGUGUUUGCAUUGAUGGUGCUGGUCUUUCCAGCUCUGAGUUCUGACAUGCUUCGGCAGUCAAAGCAAUCGAUGCCUUGUCCUGGAUACAGGGAGACCCUUAGAGGGGGCUGCAGACCCCGUACCUCUACCCACUUUGGAUAACGCUUUAUGGCCCACUCCCAGUAGCCCUUCCCCAUUGGGUCCAGUCCACCCCUCGCCCGGGGAGUCCUCUGUGGGCAGUGUGAACCCCCAGUGGACGCCUAACACCUCUCCCUUGUCUCUUUCACCUCCAGUCUCCCACCAGCGGAGUGGAAAUAAACUUUCCGGGCUAAGUUAGAUGGAUGGUCCCCAUUAGCCUGGCGGGCUGCCCCCCUCCUGCCUCCCCACCGACUCCCCUUGUCAAAGGAGGUGCUUCGGUGUGCGGGGCAGGCUGGGGGGACAAGAGCAUCUGGGUGGGGGUUGGAGGCGCCCUGCCCCUCGAGCAGGAAUGGUGCCCCCGGGGAAGAAACCAGCCGGAGAGGCUUCCAACUCCAAUAAGAAGUGCAAGCGUUACUUCAACGAGCACUGGAAAGAGGAGUUCACCUGGCUGGACUUCGACUACGAGCGGAAGUUGAUGUUUUGCCUAGAGUGCCGCCAGGCCCUGGUGCGGAACAAGCACGGCAAAGCGGAGAACGCCUUCACUGUGGGCACCGACAACUUCCAGCGCCAUGCCCUGCUGCGCCACGUGACCUCGGGGGCCCACCGCCAGGCUCUGGCCGUCAACCGGGGCCGGCCCACUUUUGAGGGCCAGGCUGAGGGUGGAGGGACCUGUCCGGGCCUGGCGACCACCCCCAGCUUCAGGAGUGUCAAGGUGGAAGCGAACCCGGCCAAGGUGGCCGUGCUGACCACGGUGUACUGCAUGGCCAAGGAGGACGUGCCUGACGACCGCUGCUCUGCCCUGCUCGAGCUACAGAGGUUCAACCUGUGCCAGGCACUGCUGGGCAUGGAGCACGGCGAUUACUACAGUCCUAGGAGGGUGAGGGACAUGCAGGUGGCCAUUGCCAGUGUCUUGCACACAGAGGCCUGCCAACGCCUGAAGGCAUCCCCGUAUGUGGGCCUGGUGUUGGACGAGACCAGGGACUGGCCUGAGUCCCACAAUCUGGCCUUGUUUGCCACUUCGGUGUCCCCCUGCGAUGGCCAGCCUGCCACCACCUUCCUGGGCAGUGUGGAGCUACAGGAAGGCGAGGCCACUGCUGGCCAACUCCUGGACAUUCUGCAGGCUUUCGGCGUGUCUGCAUCCAAGCUGGCCUGGCUCAGCUCAAGCCUCCCCAGUGACCGCCUGGGGAGCGUGGGCCCGCAGCUCCAGGCUGCCUGCCCACUGCUCAUGGAGCUGCACUGCCUCCCCGGCCGGACAGAUCCCAAGCCCCCUGCCUACCUAGGUGAAUAUGAAAGUGUGCUGGAUGCCCUAUUCCGCCUCCAUGGUGGCCCCAGUUCCCACGUGGUCCCUGAGCUCCGGGCGGCACUGGACCUUGCAGCUAUUGACUUGGCAGGACCACGGCCAGUGCCCUGGGCCUCCCUGCUGCCUGUGGUGGAAGCAGUGGCUGAGGCUUGGCCUUGCCUGGUGCCCACGCUGGAGGCCUCUGCCCCAGCCUCACCUACAACCAGGGCACUGGCCCUCGCCCUGCGCCAGUUCACCUUUGUGGCCUUCACCCACCUCUUGCUGGAUGCUCUGCCGUCCGUGCAGAAGCUCGCCCUUGUCCUGCAGCCAGAAGAGCCGGACUUGGCCUUGCUGCAACCGCUGGUGACGGCAGCUGCAGCCUCCCUCCAAGCGCAGCGCAGCUCAGGUGGGGCGCGUCUCCAGGGCUUCCUGCAGGAACUGGCAACCUCCAGCCCUGACUUGGGCCGCGGCCGCUGCACCUACCGCGGUGUGGAGCUGGUGGGCUACUCCGAGGCUGCGGUCCAGGGCUUGGAGCGGCUGCGGGGGGCUUUCCUGGACUCCAUGCGGCGGGGGCUGCGGGACUCCUACCCCGGGCCCUCGCUGGACGCCGUGGCCGCCUUGGCGGCGAUCUUCGACCCCCGCCGCUACCCGCAGGCACCCGAGGAGCUGGGCGCGCACGGCGAAGGGGCGCUGCGCGUCCUGUUGCGCGCCUUCGCCCCCGCCGUGGUGUGCCAGCGGGCGCUGGGCGACUUCGCGCUCUUCAAGCGCGUGGUGUGCAGCCUGGGGCGGCUGGGCCCGCGGGCCCUGUGCGCCAAGCUGGCGUGCGCGCGCUCUGAACUGCACGAGCUCUUCCCUGACUUCGCCGCCCUCGCCUCCCUGGCCUUGGCGCUGCCCGCGGGCGCCGGCCUCCUGGACAAGGUCGGCCGCAGCCGGGAGCUGCGGUGGUGGGGGCCGGGCGGGGCGGGGGAAGGCCGGGGCGGCCCCGCGGUGAAGAUCGCGGUGGAUGGGCCGCCGCUGCACGAGUUUGACUUUGCGCUGGCGGUGGAGUUCCUAGAGAGUGGGUGGGGCGAGGGGCUCCUGGGCUCGCAGCUCACGUGAGGGCGGCCUCCUCUCCUCUGUCCAGCCAACCCGGGGCCCUAGGCUCUCUAAGGGCCAAGCCGGACUUGACUGUGCUGCACCCAAGCUGACCUCCUAGCUGUGGCCUCCCACCCAACUUCCCCGUGCUUGCUCUGCUCCACGCUGAGUACUAACCCAGCCCCGUGGGCUGUGGAGGAGGGGCUGGAUCGGGGGCGGGGCUCGGGCCAGUGGGCAGAGGUGCUGGGGUCUGGGGCACCCUAAAUAUCACUCCUGACCUUUCCAGAGUUUGGUGAGAGUAGCUCACCCCUUUCCCUCUGAACUCAGCCCAAGUUUUGGUCCUAGAAAAGUUGAGGGGCUAUUGGUUGGAGGGAGGAAGACAGGGUCUGCACAAUUCAGGGGUUGAAGGAGAGGAGACUGGGUCCUUGACUGUUGGCCCCCACUUCUAGCAACAUCUCUUCAGAUGUGACUGGAGAGCAGAUGACCGCCCUUGUUUUUGACACACAGCACAGCACCCUCUCUGUGCACAAGCUAACAGUUCAAGGGAAGUGGUGGUGCCCUCCUCACCAGUAGGCUGCCUGAGGCUUUUCUCUAUAUGGCUGUGUAUAUCGACAUACACAUCUAUAAAUGUAAAAUAAAUCUAUCCUAUCUUUCACAGUGUUAAUACACAAAAUCUAAAAGGACUUACUUUGGUUUUGCAAUGACAGGGUCCAAAAAAGUCCCAGGUGGACUAAAUUUAUUUCUAAUUUUUUUCCUCCUCAAAAUCUGGUUGCUCUCUAAGUUCCUAGCCUUCCCCUGCCCUUGCCUCAGACUUUUUUUUUUUUUUUUUUUUUGCCACGCCAGGAUUUUAGAUUUUAGUUCCUCGACCAAAGAUUGAACCUGGGCCCUCGGCGCAGAGUCCUAACCACCGGACUGCCAGGGAAUUCCCAGCAGAUUUUUUUUUUCUUGCCCACUGCUUGGCUUGUGGGAUCUCAGUUGCCCGACCAGGGAUCGAACCUGGGCCCCUGCCUCAGACCUUUAAGACCAAAGACUGUAAAACCACAGUGCUGGACUGGCUGACUCCGAGAUGCAGCCUCAGGCCCAACACAGGGAUGUCGGAGGGCUUUUUGCCUCCUGAAGGAAGCAGCUGGGGACUCACCAGAGCUGGGGAACGCAUCCUUUCAGAUUCCAGUGGGUUUCCUAUCCCCUCUGUCAGCCCUUGCUGUGAACCAUGUGGGGAUCUGGACAGGGUAGGUAGUAAGAGGGGAGGGGGCUGGCCUCUCCCCAGGCCUCCUGGGUUUGGGUUUAAUUUGCAAUAAAGUGGAAACCCAGUGCAUCGUGCAGUCUCCGUGGUGGUGUGUGUGUCAGGGGCCUGACUCCCUUGGCCCGACUCCCCUCUGGGCUUCAUUUAGGUCGUUACGCAGCCCCUAUGGGUGGGGUGGUGGUCAUCCUUCUGGGCUGGCAGCCUGGAACUGUGGACUCCCUGCUUCUGCUUCCCCAGUUGUGGAGAGGAGAGGCACAGAAACGCGCUGUCCUCGCCCUGGACUCGGCCAGUGCUACUUUGUGAACAGGGAGACAGGGGCUUCUGCUCUCUCUCUACACCCAAGAAGCCCAUCAGCCUCGUGUUCUGGCUGCGGAGGGAGGAGUGAGCCCCGUGGCUCCCCGUUUCAGACCCUGCCCUUCUUCCUCCUGCAGCAGGCCCGGCCUCCAGCACCCCCAGCCCCCUGCUGGCCUCCCUGCCCCUGCCCGCC